UGUUCCUCUGCAGUAGCUGCAGUUUGAGAUGAAACCUGAGAUCUCCGGUGAUGAACAUGCCAAGCCUAAUGGACAGACUGCCACACGCCUUUCUGCUGAUGUGUUACUGUUUCACAUAUGUCAGUGUCUAUGGACUAGGACCUGGAACUGAUCACAACACCUCUGCGAGCUUUAACGAUUCUUCUAUCGGUGAUGGUGAUGUUGUCAGACAUUCAGCCUUCAACGAGGGGAGUGAUGUUGACUUGACAUGCAGCAAUAAGACGUGGAAAGAGACACUAUAUGUUAUCUGGACAAUACAGUUGAAAUACAGGAAUGAAUGUCAUAUAUCCUUAGAUGACAGAGGCCGAGGAGUAGACACAUGCAAAGAUGGCAAGUCACUCACAUAUACAUCCAGCACUCAGUCAUACCUGCACAUCCCAGACUUCACCAAUGGUGACGAAGGGGUCUACAAAUGUGAGUUGGUUUACAAAGGAGGAAGCGAGCGUUAUGAGAUCAGCGUGGCCAUCACAGUUCCUCCCAGAACAUCAGCCUGGUUUGACCAACAGGACAACAAGAUGGUGGCAGUGUGCAAAGCUGAAAGAGGAAAACCUGCUGCCAACAUCCUCUGGAGCCACGCGGGAAACAUAUCGGAUGUGAAAACAUCGUCUGAACCAGAUGGAUUUUUUACAGUAGAGAGUCGUCUGAAGAUAUCAGAAGGAAUGGACACAGAAAACCUGAGCUGUACCAUCAGUCACCCGUACUGGAGAGAGGAGAAGAUUUUGGAACUAAAACUCCCAAGAGAUUAUGUUCAUUGGCCACGUAUCCUGACUGUUGUGGCAGUCCUUGUGAUUUUGGCAGGAUUUUUACUUUUAUACAAGCGAAAAUAAUGUUGAGGUGAUGUCAGCAUUUUGACACCUUUCCAACCACAUCUGCACCAGAAUCGCUCUGCCAUCCACCGGUGGUAUGGCAGAACAUUGUCCACCAUCGUGACCAUGCACUGCAUCGCGCUAAGAUCCCUGAAUAAUGCAAAUAAUUCAAGCUUAAAUCUAGAACUGCUGAAUAGUUUCAACUGUCUUCAGACAACAGUCAGGUUGUAGAUUGAAACUAGUUUUGCUUGCUGUAGUAAUUUCUUCAUUAUGCUGAGUGGUAUCCACGGUCCUUGAGAGACAGUCAUGUCUGCAGACUUGUGAGAUUGCUGAUGUUAAACUGUAGGCUGCCACUGCUAUAAUUUGCUUGACCCUCACACUGAAUAUUUAGUUGAACUGAAAAAAAGAAACCACACAAAUGUAUUUCUGUCCACAAAGCGUGGCAUAUUUGAACUCUUUUAGUUUUGCACAGUGUUGGAGGAAGUAUUCAGAUCCUUUACUUGAAAUUGAAAGUACUGUAACCAGACUGUGAAUAUACUCUGUUACAUGUCUGCUUUGAAAAUGUCACUCAAGAAAAUUAAAACAUUCAAAGUAAAAGUUCUUGAAGCAGAAAAUGUCUUGUAUGAUUAUUAUUUCAUCCCUUUAGAUUGUCUUUUGUCAUGCAUUAAUGUUAAAGCAGUGUUUUGCUUUGUGUUCUUGAUGGAGCUCACUCAACUAUUUUGUACAAGUAAACUAAUGA
Messenger RNA from Acanthopagrus latus (yellowfin seabream), 1584 nucleotides. Its product is annotated as cell surface glycoprotein CD200 receptor 1-B-like. The coding region runs from base 51 to 866 and encodes 271 amino acids. Gene Ontology annotation, biological process: regulation of neuroinflammatory response. Gene Ontology annotation, molecular function: signaling receptor activity. Lineage: Eukaryota; Metazoa; Chordata; Actinopteri; Spariformes; Sparidae. The record is from RefSeq and is a predicted model, not a curated record. The transcript has 7 exons.